Pleuronectes platessa (European plaice) is the source of this 923-nucleotide messenger RNA. RefSeq names its product cellular retinoic acid binding protein 1a (gene crabp1a). Lineage: Eukaryota; Metazoa; Chordata; Actinopteri; Pleuronectiformes; Pleuronectidae. The coding region runs from base 258 to 671 and encodes 137 amino acids. The transcript has 4 exons. The record is from RefSeq and is a predicted model, not a curated record. Gene Ontology annotation, molecular function: fatty acid binding. Gene Ontology annotation, cellular component: nucleus; cytosol. Gene Ontology annotation, biological process: fatty acid transport.
ACACCGACCAAGAGGAGGUGGAGUGUGUGUGAGCGUCUGUGUGAAUAAAUAAGUAAAAAGCAGACCCAGUGAGACACUCGGGUGAAACAGUGUGAACGAGAGGCUGAGCCCAGAGCAGAGGAGACAGGAGCACAUAGGGAAGAAGGAGGAGGGUGAGAAAGUCAAAGAGAGAAAAAGAGGAGAGAAGAAAGCGAGAGGGAGACGUCAGAGCGUGGAACAGGUUCCUUCUGCAGCCCUCGCACUCAGCCGCCGCAGACAUGUCUAACUUUGCCGGCACCUGGAAGAUGAAGAGGAGUGAGAAAUUUGAUGAACUUCUCAAAGCCCUGGGGGUGAACGCCAUGCUGAGGAAGGUGGCUGUGGCGGCGGCCUCCAACCCUCACGUGGAGAUCCGUCAGGACGGUGAUCAGUUCUACAUCAAAACCUCCACCACUGUGCGCACCACAGAGAUCAACUUCCACAUUGGCCAGGAGUUUAACGAGGAGACGGUGGAUGGAAGGAAGUGCAAGAGUCUCGCAACCUGGGAGUCAGAAACCAAGAUCCACUGUCAGCAGACUCUUGUGGACGGCGAUGGCCCCAAAACAUUCUGGACCCGAGAGCUGAACGGAGACGAGCUCACACUAACUUUCGGGGCCGAUGACGUAGUGUGCACACGGGUUUACGCACGUGGAUGAAGCUCUGCAACCUUCAUCAGGACGAGGCAGAAGCCCAGUUGGACCACAGCUUGUUUAAAGCCCAACCACCCUCUGUCAGGCUAACCCAUUUGCAAAGUAUCCUGUGUAAUCUCCAGGCAUCAGCCUGCUAUAGUCUCCACAUAAAAUAGCAAUGUCUCAGUAAGCUGUUUAUCUGUAGUGAGUAUUGUGUCUGCAGUACCGUAGCUGGAUAGCUCAGUGUUCAUAUCGGCAACCCCUGGUGUCAGCUCUUUA